Molecule: messenger RNA, 3530 nt
Organism: Coregonus clupeaformis (lake whitefish)
Lineage: Eukaryota; Metazoa; Chordata; Actinopteri; Salmoniformes; Salmonidae
Gene: lrrc1
Product: leucine rich repeat containing 1
Exons: 14
Coding region: 406-1977 (523 amino acids)
Biological process (GO): neurotransmitter receptor transport postsynaptic membrane to endosome; neurotransmitter receptor transport, endosome to postsynaptic membrane
Cellular component (GO): postsynaptic density; adherens junction; postsynaptic membrane
Molecular function (GO): protein binding
Source: RefSeq, a predicted model, not a curated record
AGUACACCCCUGGACUGAGAGGAAAUUAACUCUGGGACAAGGAAAACAGUAAACUACGUGAAAUAAGACCUAUCUUAACAGAGAUGUGAUCGGUUUCGGUAGCCGAUUAGAAAAACUAACAUUCCAGAGGCGACGUGAGUAAAGAAUAAAAACCAAGCCUACAAAGUAUUGAAAGUGAGAACGCUAGACAGCGUAUUUAUUGCAUGGUGCCCAGUGCAAUUUAUUUACGCUUGGGGAGGUGGUUUCGAUAUUUGUUUGCUUUGGAAAUUCUUUCGAACAACUGCAAGAAGGUGUUUGGCAAGCCAUCUAGUAGCUAGGUGACCGUAUUCAGUUGCGCCUUCCGUUUCUUUCAUUGAACGUCUAUACGGGAUAUUUGAUAAGAACGGAUUUUACCAUCACCCCGUAAUGUUUCACUGUAUACCUCUGUGGCGGUGCAACCGUCAUGUUGAAUUGAUCGAUAAGCGGCACUGCUCUCUGUUGUACGUCCCGGAUGAGAUCUACCGCUACAGUCGGAGUUUGGAGGAACUUUUGCUGGACGCUAACCAACUCCGCGACUUGCCCAAGCCAUUCUUUCAGCUGGUAAAGCUACGAAAGCUGGGCCUGAGUGACAACGAGAUCCAGAGGCUUCCUCCAGAGAUAGCCAACUUCAUGCAGCUGGUAGAACUUGAUGUCUCUCGUAAUGACAUCAUGGAAAUUCCAGAGAGCAUUUCGUACUGCAAAGCUCUCCAAGUAGCAGACUUUAGUGGAAACCCAUUAACAAGAUUGCCUGAGAGUUUUCCAGAGCUCCGGAAUUUAACAUGCCUUUCCAUCAAUGACAUUUCAUUGCAGGCUCUUCCCGAAACCAUUGGAAACCUCUCCAACUUGGUGUCACUGGAACUCCGAGAGAACCUGCUGACAUAUUUACCAGAGUCACUAUCGCUACUUCACAGACUUGAAGAACUUGACCUAGGGAACAAUGAAAUUUACAAUUUGCCUGAAACAAUAGGCUGUCUUGUCAGCUUAAAGAACUUGUGGCUGGAUGGAAACCAGUUGGCUGAAAUACCUGCAGAGAUAGGCAGCAUGAAAAGCCUCCUGUGUCUAGACGUAUCAGAGAACAAGCUGGAGCACCUUCCAGAGGAGAUGGGUGGCCUGGUCUCCCUUACUGACCUGCUGGUGUCCCAGAACCUCAUCGAUGCUCUGCCAGAGGGCAUAGGAAAACUAAGGCGACUGUCUAUAUUGAAAGCAGACCAGAAUCGUCUUGCCCAGCUGCCAGAGAGCAUUGGCAACUGUGAGAGUCUCACUGAACUGAUGCUCACAGAGAAUCAGUUACAGAGUUUGCCAAGAAGUAUUGGAAAACUAAAGAGACUCUCCAACUUCAACUGUGAUAGAAACCGACUAGCGUCAUUACCAAAAGAGAUUGGAGGUUGCUGUAGCCUGAAUGUCUUCUGUGUACGAGAGAACAGGCUUACAAGGAUUCCCUCUGAGAUCUCUCAGGCCUCAGAGCUGCAUGUGUUUGAUGUCUCUGGAAAUAGACUGCUCCACCUACCCGUAUCUCUGACCACGCUGCGACUCAAGGCCCUGUGGCUGUCAGAGAACCAGUCCCAGCCUCUGCUCACCUUCCAGAAUGACAUAGACCCAGAGUCUGGGGAAAAGGUGCUCACCUGUGUUCUCCUGCCCCAGCAGCCUUUAGAACCAGACAGUAAAGGCUUAGACAACCUGGCUCGCUGCGGUGCUCUGGAGAGCCUGGUGAAUGACAUGGUGGAUGACACCUGGGACGACAAGGCCAUGAAGAGGAUCAGUGCCAUCCACUUCCUGGAUGAUAACGAUGAUGAGGAUGAUGAAAAGGGAAGGCUGAUGCGACAGGCCACUCCUCACCCAGGCGAGCUGAAGACUAUGAAGAAAGCGGUGGAGAACCUCCGCAAAGACCUGAACGCUGCCAAAGCCCUGGAUUCCAACAAAAACGAGGUCAAUAACGCUACAGUCACCACGUCUGUGUGACUUCUACCUCAGAAACAUUCUGAUCUCCUGUGUCUUUCACCAUGUUCUCCUACCCCCUCUGCGGCCUACCUAUCUCUCCUGUGGCUCAACCCUGGGACUCUGCUGUGAUCCUCUUGUCCAGUACCUUACUUAAUCUCCAAUACCCACCAUGGUAUCUGGCUCAUACUACCAGGGCCCAUGUGCCUUCUUUUCAAACUGUUGUGCUAUAUUUUUUAACAUAGCAAUAAUCUGCACAGGUGUGGUCCUUUUCAAAGAUAUUUUUUAAAUAUAGUGCUUUUUAAAGAUUUAUUUCUACAUUUAAAAGAAAAUGGACAAUAGGUAGUUGCACUACUGUAAGUCUUUAGUAUAUUAAAUAUUGUUGACAUCUUCAUAAAUAUGAUAUAUAUAUAUUUGUUCUAUUUUUAUUUUUUAGAACACAGGGUGAAUUUUUAUUGUAGAAAAUUUGGGUAUACUUAAAACCGAGGAGUGUUUUUGACCUACUGAUUUAAGGAUUAUUGUAUAGUCAUUUGUGAAUAUUGAUACUUUUAUACUUUUUGGCAGCUCAGAUGGUGUACAUUUAAAACAAUGUAUAGCAAGUUUCUUAAUCUAUCGCAGAUUUUUUUUUAAACGUUAUAACUUGGUACGUAUUUUAUUUCCUUUUAAGUAUUUUCCUUUUUAGUAAAGAAAUGAACAAAAAUGCAGUUGCUAAUGUCUUAUCGAAACAAUGUAAUUGUCUUUGGGUGAGUAGACAGCCUCAAAUAUUUUCUACGCCAUUGUUUAACUUCUUUAUCAAAUCCUAAACUCAUUUUGAUAUAGACACGUUUUGUAAUUUAGUAAUUAAGGGCUGAUAAUGAGGAACAUGUACCUUAACCACUCUCCCACAACAGAUUGAGUGGAAGUGACAGGGCUGUCUUACUUUCUUUUAUUGCGCUUUACUGCGUUGAAAUGUUUUCUUAAAUAGAUACUGGGUGGCAGGUAACCUAGCGGUUAAGAGUGUUGGGCCAGUAACCUAAAGGUCACUGGUUCGAAUCGCUGAGCCGACUAGGGAAUAAAAUCUGUUGAUGUGACCUUGAGCAAGGCACUUAACCCUAAUUGCUCCUGUAAGUCGCUCUGGAUAAGAGCGUCUGCUCAAUGACAAAAAUGUAAAAAAUGUAAAUACUUUAUCAGAAACUGCUGAAUUUCUCGAUGCGUCUCUUUCUCUUCAACACAUGAGCAUUGGACUUUCAUUGGCCAAUUUCAGUACAUGCAAGGAAAUGAGGACCAGGGUGGAACCUUUUGGAAAAUGCAGUUGUGUGAGCAUGGACUCAUGCACUUCUUAAAGUUUUUUGCGUCUUAAUAAAAAUGGUUUGUUGUUCAUAUGGUACACUACAACAAGAUUUUACUUUUUUGUUUUAAUUGUAUUACCAGGAGAGGACCAUAUACAUUUGUUUUAAUGUUGAUUUUAUCUUUAUUUUAAAUUAUUUUAUUUUGUGAUUAAGCUGCACAAAAACACAAUCUCAAAUAGGCACGGACACUGAGCCUACAGAUUUUGAUGACUUUUACCACUGAUAAAAUAAAAGGGGUUUAAAACUAAA